Messenger RNA from Chara braunii, 1849 nucleotides. The record is from the annotation of a GenBank genome assembly. NCBI's taxonomy places the organism in Eukaryota, Viridiplantae, Streptophyta, Charophyceae, Charales, Characeae.
AGGUAAAGUGCAAAUUGAGGGGCCCAAUGCCCUCUCGUAUGUAGCAAGGACUCGAGAGAUAGCAGAGUUUAUGAUUAGCGAAGGAGGGGUAGAUAUCCCGAUGGGACCAGUGGCCUACAUAAUACAAUUCAAGCCGUGGAUGACCAAGGUCAAAUUCAGGGAGUUGAGAAGACAGGAGGAUAACCGUACAUUCUGGGUAAUUGCUAUCCAAGUACUGCUGGACGACAUGCCUUUUAUUUAUGCACAGAUCGAACGAGUAGUUAGGAAGAUAGUCGUGGGACAUCCACCAGAUGCAGAUCUGACAAGACCGGCGUUAGUCAAUGCACGGUUUGAUGUGAACUCAGCGCUUUGGGAUGGCGCCAUGGGCAACGGAGAAGGCGGAGGAGGUGUUGGAAGAGGAGGUGGAAGAGGAAAAGGAGGAGGAGAAGGAGGAGGAGGAGGACGGGGAGAUGGAGGUGGUGGAGGAGGAGAAGAGUUGUGCAAGGAGGUGGUAGAGGUGAAGGUAGAGGAGGAGGUAGAGGAGGAGGUAGAGGAGGAAAUGGGGGCGGCGUUAGCGGCGACGAGAAGUUUACAGUUGCUUGACCAUGCUGAGGGAACAAUGGGGGAGGAGAAGGAUCAGCAGUCUGCGAGAAUGGAGAGGGAGGGAGAGAUUACCCGCCCUGCUGCAGUGCUUGCUCUCUUCGAUGUGGAUGGCACCUUGACUCCUGCUCGCAAGGAGGCUGAUCCUGACAUGCUCGUCUUUCUUCAAGAGUUGAGAAAAGUUGUUAAAGUCGGAAUUCUUGGAGGGUCGGACUUAGUUAAGAUCAGCGAACAGCUGGGACCGAACACAACAAGCGACUAUGAUUAUGUCUUUGCUGAGAAUGGGUUGGUGGCGUACAAGGACGGAAAACCGCUGGCUUGUCAGAACUUGAAAUUGCAUAUGGGUGAAGAUCAACUCAAGGAACUAAUUAGCUUUAUUCUGCAUUACUUGGCGGAUCUAGACAUGCCGUUCAAGAGAGGGACAUUUGUGGAAUUCAGGACGGGGAUCAUAAAUGUGUCGCCAGUGGGGAGAAACUGCACGCGGGAGGAGAGGCAGGCAUUCAUAGAGUACGACAAAAUUCAUGGAGUGCGCGACAAGAUGGUGAUCGUGCUCAAGGAGAAGUUCGGACACUUGAAUCUCUCCUUCCCUAUAGGAGGGGAAAUCAGCUUCGAUGUAUUCCCAACGGGAUGGGACAAAACCUAUUGUCUGCAAUUCCUGGACAAACACUUCUCCGAUAUCCACUUCUUCGGUGACCGAACGUACAAGGGAGGAAACGAUUAUGAGAUUUAUUCCUCCCCAAGAACAAUAGGCCAUUCCGUAACAUGCCCUGCGGACACUAAGAAGCUCUGUACGGAGCUGUUCCUCUCUUCUUCUUCUUCUUCUUCUUCUUCUUCUUCUUCUUCUUAAUUUUUAUCAAUACCAAUACGACACCGUCUGUUUGCGCGCGCGUGUUUGCGUGUGUGUGUGUGUGUGUGUGUGUGUGUGUGAGAGAGAGAGAGAGAGAGAGAGAGAGAGAGAGAGAGAGAGAGAGAGAGAGGACGGAUUUAUUUUUUUGGGGCCCUAUUCUUUGAAAUUGAGCAUGAUGCCGCGGCUAUGACCUCUGGGGGAUCAGCCCAUGCAGCUGAAUGGUAGAUCAAAAUAACUGUCGAUAAGCAGACCUGAGCUCGAAUCCUGGCGGAAUAAAGUAACUUACGAGUUACGGAAGGCCGUCGCCCUUUUUGAAGCCAAAAAAGGAAGAGAGAAAACUCUGGGGAAAUCGGGGAUUUGCCCGGCGCCCGGCGGCCCCCUUCUUCAGCCCGCGGUAUUCUUUAGUAAAAGGUGAAAUUGAGA